Ostrea edulis (European flat oyster) is the source of this 3268-nucleotide messenger RNA. RefSeq names its product zinc finger protein 691-like. Lineage: Eukaryota; Metazoa; Mollusca; Bivalvia; Ostreida; Ostreidae. The record is from RefSeq and is a predicted model, not a curated record. The coding region runs from base 94 to 1452 and encodes 452 amino acids. Gene Ontology annotation, molecular function: DNA-binding transcription factor activity, RNA polymerase II-specific; RNA polymerase II cis-regulatory region sequence-specific DNA binding. The transcript has 3 exons. Gene Ontology annotation, biological process: regulation of DNA-templated transcription.
GGGCUUGCCUGCCAUAAGAUCGACAGCAAGCGCACGUGCUGCACGUAAACAUUCACCACCGGUACUCAUUUUCAUGUCACCUGGAAAUUUACCAUGCCAAAAUCCUUUUUAUUGACAAAUCGGAGGUUUCUAAUUGAAAAGAAGAAAACCAAAGAAUUAUCUGCAGAGAACAACGGCAAGAAUGAAAAGACAACGAAUGGCGGUUUUCAAAACAAAGCUGGACAGCUACAAAGAAGAUGGGAUUGCAACCCCGCACAUCCCACCCUGCAACAAUGUCCGGAGUUUGUAGACUAUCGUCAGAUAUUUUACAUCGAACAAGACAAUACACAACUCCCGAACAGAGACAAUGCGAACGAAACCGACACCGACAAUGACGACUCACCAAAAGAUUUGUCAACAAAAAGAAGGACGCCACCACUCACCGACGCAGGCCUCGUAAGACUCGACAAGAGUACCACCGUCUCCCACCAAAUUUCGAACAUGCACACUUCACCUUUCAUUAUGGGACAACGGUCAUCGUACUCUUGCUUUCAUUUUCCUGACGACAAUGGUGGCCCCCAAGACUAUUCCACUGAAGCAGUACCCGAAUUAAAGCGCGCAACACAGACCCCGUCCUUGCCGCCAGAGCAUAGGACGGAAGUAGAACUGUCGCCAUAUAAUAGGUAUUCGGACUUCAGUGCAGAACUACGACCCGAAUUUUCUCCAAUCAAUCGUUGCCAUGCUGAAUGUUCCGACCAUUUUUCGCUUUUGUACGAACUGAUAAGAAACACCAAUGGUCUGUUAGAGCACAGGGAACCAAUGGACGCACCGAUGAAUGCAAAACGGGUACUAAAUUUCGACAAACCAACAUACUCGCCUGUCAUAGAACCUAUAUCGCCAAGACCAACAUCUGAAAACGACCAUGACGAUUUUAACAACUACCCAUGUGAAGAAUGUGGAAAGCGCUACAGCACCUCAAGUAACCUAGCUCGCCAUAGACAAACACACAGAUCUGCAAGCGACAAGAAAGCCCGAAAAUGUCCACACUGCGAAAAGGUCUAUGUGUCAAUGCCAGCCUUCAGCAUGCAUGUUCGGACACACAGCCAGGGGUGCGAAUGUCCAUAUUGUGGCAAGAGAUUCAGCCGACCUUGGUUACUACAGGGUCACAUAAGAACACACACUGGUGAAAAACCCUUUGAUUGCCCAAAAUGUGGAAAGUGUUUCGCCGACAAGUCGAACCUCAGAGCGCAUGUGCAGACUCACUCUACAGAAAAACCGUAUGUCUGUGGAAGGUGUGGCAAGGCGUUUGCUCUGAAGAGCUACCUCUAUAAGCACGAAGAAUCCUCAUGUAUGCGCGGUCAACGAAACCGCACAAAAGUUGAGAGGUCAUCAGGAGUGCGUGCGCAUAAAAACCGAAGUAGACAACUCUCAGUUGAAGACUUAUCACCAAGUACACCAGAAAGCAUAGUGUAAUAGACAAUGGCAUGGUAAAUUUUCCAAUCAUCUCGACCAAGUUCAUCGUGUAUUAUUACUCUAAUUUUUCAACACUUUUUCACAACACAUCUUUCAUGCAUUACGCAUUUAAAAUAAACUAGACUGGACCAUUCCAAAAUAAGUGUCACACACCAUUGCAGCCUAGUGGUAUUUUACAUAAUCUAUCAAAUCAGAUCUUUUAUUUACAGACAAGCAGCAUUCCGUGGCAACAAAAAAGUAUUGCCAGAUUUCCGUUGUCAGUUCGCACAUUCAUUUUCAUCAUCUAAAUAUAACGGGAGAGGAAUUUCGGUAACUACUCCAUUAACGGUAUUUUUCUCAUUUAUCUACACGAUAAACGGAAAAUAACAAUGGAAAUGAUAACCGGUUUAUGAAGUGAAAUUUAUCGUAUGAUGUGUUAAAAACAAGACAGGGAAUAUGAUGAUUAAAAGAUCACUAAGUUAGCGUAGUCAAAGAACCGCACUGAUAUCUCGACUAUUAAUACUUUUAUUAGAAGACGGAAAAAAAAACAUACAAUAAAAUGGAAAAACUAUCUUCAAUUGAAGAUGAAUCCCUGUAUUUAUUUCAUAAUAUCGCCAGAUUCGUCAUUGGUCUUCCAACAUGGACAUCGCGGAUAUCUUGCCGAACACGUCAUUAAUCGUAUGUCAUGUCACGUGAUUUUCAUCAAGUUGUUCUUCAUGAAAUCUCAUUUUGGUUGUCCGUCCGAAAUUGACGAUAAAGCUAUCUCUCACUGUCUGUUGGAGGGGAUGAUCUUCACAGACCCAAUUAAACACCAAUGGAAACAGCUCGAGAAUUGUGGAUAAUGAAUACGAAACACAAAGGCUAAAUAUCUCAUUUUGACCUAACAUUCAUAGCAAACUCUUGUAAAGAUUUGCCCAAAUGAAUCAGUUUCUUAAGAUUCACGUGGAAAUGGGGGGAAGGAUGGAAACUUGUAUUAUAAUCAAGUUGUGUACAAGUCCAAAAAAAUCAUAACUGAAAAGUGCUUUAAAAGAUUGUGAUUGUUUUUUGGUUUUUGUGGAUUUUUUUUCCAUGUGUCUGUACACUGUAUAUACGAAUAUUUGUUUGAGAGCGUGUGAUUUUUAGUCUUAAGUGCUUUUUUACACGAGUUGAAUUAUGUGUGAUAAUUUAUUUUUAAUUUAUUCAUUCUGGAGUGUUGUGCGUGUUCAUUUCUAUUUAACAUAUGUACUUUAUUAUUUUCCCAUGGAUAUACAGCAAUGUACAUUAAACAUUACUACAUGUUUUAAAUUCAGUUUCUAAGAACAUAAACUUUCAUUACGGUUGUUAUAUUUACGUUAUACUAAGCAUCUAAUAAGCUCUAGUUAAGUGGGUUUUUUUUUCUGUGUUCAUACAGUAUGUGUAAAAACGACCAAUGGUGUUUAGUUAACCUAGAAAUUUUGAGUCUUUGCAAAAGUUGUAUUCAAUAUUGAUUUUUAGAUUUAUUUUCUAUUUUUAUAUUAUUGUAUUUAUGAUGUAUUUUGUAUGGCGCGCUUGGCUUUUGCCGGCUUGACGACAACUUUUAUAGAAGGCACUCGUAUACCGUGUUAUAUAAAAGAAAACGGCGUUUUAAAAAAAUCUAAUUGCUUAUAAAGUUCUUAAUAUAUGCAAUAUUUACGGUUAUCUAAUAAUUUAUUUAAAUUAUUUAUUUAUUGUACGCUAAACUCUUUAAUGGCAUUCACAAAAUACCUUGUAUUUUCUCGUAUAGCAGUAAGGUACUGCAAAAGAAAAAAAUCAGAAGUAUAUAAAAAAAAAAUGUGUGUUGUCCCGAACUUUGCUAUGAGAAUAAAAUCUGGUACGUUUG